Puntigrus tetrazona (Sumatra barb) is the source of this 3776-nucleotide messenger RNA. RefSeq names its product beta-secretase 2 (gene bace2). Bases 24 to 1751 code for a protein of 575 amino acids. Gene Ontology annotation, cellular component: endosome; membrane; trans-Golgi network. The transcript has 9 exons. Gene Ontology annotation, biological process: membrane protein ectodomain proteolysis; amyloid-beta metabolic process. Gene Ontology annotation, molecular function: aspartic-type endopeptidase activity. The record is from RefSeq and is a predicted model, not a curated record. NCBI's taxonomy places the organism in Eukaryota, Metazoa, Chordata, Actinopteri, Cypriniformes, Cyprinidae.
GUUAAACGCUGGAAUGUUUGGAUAUGCUCGUCAUAUCCGUCAUAUGCUCCUUCAGGAAGUUAUCAAUCGAACACAUUACACAGAUACUUUAUAUCCCCGCGGCAUCCGUCUGGUUCGCAUACUCUCUGCCGACGAUUAUUCCCAUAACUGAUAAUGAGAAUGGAACUAUCGGCGACAGAGCUGUGCACUUUGAAACGGAGCUGAGUGUUGUCUGUCUGGUCAACGUCAAGUUUGGCGAGAUGCUGCUCUGCAAGCUUCUGCUACUUUCUCUUUCCUUCUGGACGUGUCAUUCGGUGUUUAAAAUACCUUUAAAAAUGUUCGCGGGGAAAUUUAACGCGUCUGAGCAGCUGGACCUCAGGCCUUUGAGACGGAAUCAAAGCGCAGCGGAGAGUGGACUUUCACUGGCAUCGGAUCCAGCUGGGAUAGUCGACUUUCUGGACAUGAUCAAUAAUUUAAAAGGAGACUCUGGCCGGGGAUAUUACAUGCAAAUGGUCAUUGGGACUCCGGGACAAACGUUGAACAUCCUGGUUGAUACUGGAAGCAGCAACUUUGCUGUAGCUGCAGCAGCACAUCCCUACAUCACACACUACUAUAAUAGAGCACUUUCCAGUACAUAUCAGAGCUCCGGCAGGGGAGUUGCAGUAAAAUACACACAGGGAGAAUGGGAGGGGGAACUGGGAACUGACCGCAUCACCAUUCCUCAAGGGCCCAGUGGUACAAUCACUAUCAACAUCGCUGCGAUCCUCACCUCAGAAGGCUUCUUUCUGCCUGGAAUCAACUGGCAGGGAAUUCUUGGACUUGCUUAUCCUCUGUUGGCUCGGCCUGACCCGUCAGUGGAACCCUUCUUCAACUCAGUUGUGAGUCAGACUGGCAUUCCAGAUGUGUUUUCUCUCCAGAUGUGUGGCGCAGGAGUCUCUGCCAGCACUAUAGCUGACCCAGCGGGUGGCAGCCUGAUCAUGGGAGGAGUUGAGCCCACCUUGUACCGGGGUUCAAUUUGGUACACACCAGUCCUAGAAGAAUGGUACUAUCAAGUGGAAGUCUUAAAGCUUGAAGUUGGAGCCCAAAAUUUAAACCUAGACUGCAAAGAGUACAACUCGGAUAAAGCCAUUGUAGAUAGUGGGACGACUUUACUGCGACUUCCUGGAAACGUGUUCAGCGCUGUGGUGGAGGCCAUUAUGCAAACAUCACUGAUUGAGGAUUUCUCAGCGGGAUUUUUUGAUGGCACCAAGCUUGCAUGUUGGAUGAGAGGCGAAUCACCAUGGAGGCUUUUCCCGAAAAUCUCAAUCUACCUCAGGGCAACGAACACCAGCCAGUCCUUUCGCAUCACCAUUCUUCCACAGCUCUACGUCCAGCCAGUCACCGACAUUGACGGCACAUUGGACUGUUUCCGUUUCGGAAUCUCCCCUUCAGCAAACGGCUUGGUCAUUGGAGCCACUGUGAUGGAGGGCUUCUACGUCAUCUUUGACCGUGCCAAAAAGAGGGUGGGCUUUGCCGUUAGCACUUGUGCAGAAAAUGACGGUGUGCCAUUUGCAGAGAUCGCCGGGCCAUUUCUAGCUGAGGGCGUAGCGUCAGACUGCACCAGUGGCAUGCCUUUCAGGGAACCGGUGAUGUGGGUGAUUGCUUACGCUCUGAUGGGCAUAUGCGCCUUGGUUUUGAUCGUACUCGUCAUCCUGCUCAUACUGCCUUGCCGACGGCACAGAGACGGUGAGAUUACAGACGAAUCUUCGCUGGUGCGGCAUCGCAUCAAGUGACGUCAGGCAGCAACCGAAGACGAGGAGGCACCAACUCAGCAAAACAGGUCUGAACUCAGAGAAGGUAACGGGGGGAACACACUACACUGAGCUCCCGAGAGAGAUUACAUUCAUUCCUGUUUUGUCUGGGUAGAAGAUGCUGGGAUUUGGACUUGUGGACAUUUAUGAUUGACUGAACUUUUCAAAGAAAAGGAUAAAACUACUGAAGGAUGAAGGAAUUAUGAAUAUACACGUUAGAGUAAAAAAAAAAAAUCAUAAAUAAAAGUGCCAAAAUAUAUGACUAUUAAUAUGACAUUGGAGUAAAUGUUGAUGCUCCAGUGUUUCUCCAAAGUAUGCUGCUCUUUUUAUUUUUAGUCUUCAAUAUAAUUGAGUUAAUAAAACUACUGGAAAUCAGCAAUGGUCUCUCAGGGGCCAAAUGAGGUUUAGGGUUCGAUAAGUAAGUUUAUUUAAAAGUAAGUUUAUGUACUGUUAUUAUCUAAGGUUUCUUGUUAGAUGUCCCUUUUAGCAGUGCAUUAAAAGGAAAAAUUAAGCCAAAAAUGAAUUUUGGUAUUAUUCCCUAUGCUGUUCCAAACCUGUUGACAGAGCAUGAUGCUGCUCUUGCUUUAUAGAGUAAGAAGCAAUGGGAAAAAGCAAUGGUAAGGGAUGCUGUUGAGGUCAGAUAUAAAAUAUAUAUAUAUAUAUGCUAUUGUAUGGCUUCAAAAAUUUUUAAAAUAGUAUAGCACACAAGUUAUAUGGUCUGUGCUGAUGAUCUUUUUCAUAAAGCAGUUUUCUGCUGUGAACUGUAUGUAGGAAUUUUUGCAGAAAAUCAACGCACAAUAAAAUAAAACUAAUUUCACCUUUUACCGGGCAAAGUUCCUUGCUCCUUUAAAUUAAAGUUCACUCGAAAUGUCCGUAUGCCACAAUUUAUUGGGUCUCACGCGCUAAACAUGCUUACGGGCGAAUCUGUGCUUGAAAUCCGUAUACAAACAAACUGAUUCACCAAAAAAAUAUACGAUUUCUUUGAAUAGCAAUACAGACAUAUGUGUACAGUUGGCUAAUGGGAGGUCUGUCUCUAAAUCUUUUUUUAUUGUGUUUAAAAUUUAACAGUCACCCGUGUAGAUCUUGUAUAUUUUUGCAGCAUCAGUAAGUCCUAAAUACUCACAGCACCAUAUGCAUUUGACAGUAGCAAGUUCAUGUACUCGCUUGCAGCAGCAUAGUCUACAACUAAAGCAAUAACCAACAGCAGCUGUGUAGCAUAUCCAUUCUGCCAAGACGUUAACAUUGUCAUAUGCAUUACCAUGCUAAAAUCUUCAGAGAGUUAAACUGGUUUUGAGGACUGCGUACUUGACAUUGUUUAAGGAUCUGCAAUGGCGUGUCUGUAAAGAAGGGUAUGUGUUUAGUGAAAGGCAGUAAAAAAAAUAAAAUAAAAUCAGCCACUCAUCUUGAAAAGAGGGUAUGAACAAAUUUGUGUGCAUAUGCAUGUGGUGUGAAUUAAAUAGAAUGUUUCAUGAGAAGUUCAAAUUGCGCAUAUAAAUAUGAAUAAGCUACGCAAUCAUUAGUGGAAGAGACCUAUUGUUUUUCUGCAACAUGUUUGGUUUUUUUUUUUUUAGAUGUGCUUGUGUGAUUGGUACAACAGUAUCAUUCAUACAACAUUAGAUCAGAUCAUCAUAAUGAUACGAUUAAAAAAAAAAAUUAAGGACGUGCCCUUUUGCAUAAUAUUGACCUUUUAUUAAACAUCACAUUAUAUUUAACCUUAGAUAAGACUUGACCCCUAAGAUUUGAAAGAGAUCUGAUCUGAAAUCAAAUCAUUUUCCUUGAAUUUCUCAUUUCUCUGAUGUGCGUUUUUAAGGAAGAUGGGAGAAGAGAAUCUUUAUCCAAAACCUCUGCACAUUUGCAAUUUGUAUUUGUAUUUCCAGGUAUGCACCUCUGACCUGUUUUUGUGCUUUUAUGAUUUAUCUGUGUAAUUGAUUUUGGACUGAUCUUUUAUUUCUCAAGUCAUGAAUUUACACGUGUAUCCCUAACUGGUGAAUAAACUGUCAAACUUGA